Messenger RNA from Letharia columbiana, 1797 nucleotides. RefSeq lists its product as uncharacterized. The record is from RefSeq and is a predicted model, not a curated record. Lineage: Eukaryota; Fungi; Ascomycota; Lecanoromycetes; Lecanorales; Parmeliaceae. Gene Ontology annotation, cellular component: GPI-anchor transamidase complex. Gene Ontology annotation, biological process: attachment of GPI anchor to protein. The transcript has 3 exons. Bases 1 to 1797 code for a protein of 598 amino acids.
AUGAAACGCUUCUCAUGUAUCCUACUGUCUCUACUGCUUGGCCUGCUUGUUUCCGCUGAUCCAGACUACAAGGAAUUGCUUAAUCUCCAGCCGCUAAAUCCAGCAUCACUGCUUGCUUCGUUCAACUUCUGGAGCAACGCUUCUUUGCAGUCGUACGAGCAGCAGCAUUUCAAGUUCAUACCUCGAUCGCUUGGGCAAAUACUACAGCAUGCAAAGACGAGAGAGCUUCAUUUGAGAUUCACCACUGGGAGAUGGGACGAUGAGAGUUGGGGCGCAAGACCAUGGGGAGGAACGAAAGAGGGAGGGACAGGGGUAGAGCUCUGGGCUUGGGUAGAAGCAGACUCGGAUGCUGGUUCAUUUGCUAGAUGGGUCACCCUCAAUAACGCUCUUUCGGGCCUGUUCUGCGCUUCGCUCAAUUUCAUCGAUUCCACGCGGACUACAAGACCUCGCAUGACAUUCGAUCCGGCCAGCAGUGUUACUGAUGCUUCAUCGGAAAGCCUCUUUCUUUUGCAUGGCACUUUGCCUAGAGAAGUCGUCUGUACAGAGAACUUGACCCCUUUCCUGAAGCUGCUCCCAUGCAAGGGCAAAGCUGGGAUAGCAAGCCUACUGGAUGGGCACAAGCUCUUUGACGCUUCAUGGCAGAGUAUGGCUAUCGAUGUACGCUUGGUAUGUCCAGAGGACCGAUCUGAAUGCAGCAUUGAAAUGGAGCAGACCGUGGACAUGGUGCUGGACGUUGACCGGUCAAAGCGGCCUCGAGAUAAUCCAAUCCCACGUCCAAUACCUAGCGAGAACCUUCAAUGCGACCAGUCCAAGCCAUACGCUGGCAACGAAGCUUGCUACCCUUCAGAUGCCAACCUCGGGCAGUCGUGGACUCUAGCCGAGAUAUUCGGCCGCCCAAUUCAAGGCUCCUGUCUCGCCGGAGACCCUCAUAGCCAGCUUCGCGACUCAGUCUGCAUCAACAUACCGCACGAGCGUGAAGUCAAUGCUUACGGAGACGUGGUUGAAACCAAAAACGCAGCAGGAACAAGCAGAUGCUUCGCCAUACCGGCAUCCAAACCUUUCGAAAUUGUGCUCUCACACAUAGGGCCGCAAACCUUCAACGAUGUCUCCCAACCAUCUCUUCACGCCUCGCGAUCCUUCACAGGCCACGGCCAAGAGCGCGGCGGUGUCCAGACUCUUCUCACCAACCCUUCCACAACCUCAUCCAUCGAAUUCGUCUACUUCGAAACCCUCCCUUGGUUCAUGAAACCCUACCUCCAUACCCUUAGCGCCCGCCUCGCCACCUCCUCGAUCACAAGCCCCGACAUAAUACAAGAGACGUUCUACCGCCCAGCCCUGGACCGCCGGCGCGGCACCCAGCUCGAACUUCUUGUCUCUGUCCCUGCGGAUUCAACCGUCAUCCUCACCUACGACUUUGACAAAGCCAUUCUUCGCUAUACCGAGUACCCUCCUGACGCCAAUCGUGGAUUCGAUGUCGCGCCUGCUGUCAUUCGACUGUUGCCACCCUUCGGAAACGAGUCGUCGAUCUCUCAAGCACCCGUGUAUAUCCGAACAAGCAGUCUCCUUCUUCCGCUACCGACCCCGGAUUUCAGUAUGCCUUAUAACGUAAUCAUCUUGACAAGUACGGUAAUGGCUCUGGCAUUUGGCAUGAUCUUCAACCUGCUGGUGAGAAGGUUCGUCGGGGCUGACGAAGUCGAGGGUUGGAAUCUGGCAGCAUUGAAGGCGAAAGCUAGGGGAAGGGUGACGGUCUUGCUGGACAAAUUACUAGGGAAGGGGAAGGAGAAGAAGAUACAAUAG